AUGAGUGACGUGAGAAAUGAAACUAAUGUAACCGACGAAUCCAAUUUUUGGUCAACAGUCGACUUCAACGCCCUCUACAGGUCCCGGACGGUCAUGGAUUCCAUCUUCAUCGCUCUCGGGACACUCUUCAACACGUGGCUGAUUCUCGCCAUCUUAACCUCAUCCCCGCUGCGUUCGCGCAUGCGCAAUAAGAUCCUCGUCAGCCUAUCCGUUUUAUUCCUCAGCGAGUCCGUGGUCCGCGGGCCGAUCCAGGUCAUGGUGUUUCACAAGCUGUGGAACGGCGUCGACGUUGACUGCCGCGUCAUCACCAGCAUCUAUAACAUACAGCUCAUGCAGGACUUCAUAUCGAACUGGACGCUGGUGCUGAUGAUCCUGUUCUACCUCGCCCAGCUCGUGGACUUCAAGCCUCACCUGCCGUUCACAUCUCUGGGGACCACCCUGGCUACGGUCGGCGUCAUCGCGCUGCCUUGGGCCGCCUCGCUGGUCACCGUGCCGUCCAUCAUGAAGGACUACCACAACCGGCUGAACACCACGGGAUAUCUGCAACGGUGCGUCCACCCGACCAAUGACGCGUACGUCGUCUUCAAGUCCAUCGACUCGGCCGUGCCCUUGAUUGUGGCCGUGGCCGUCACGGCCGUGGCUGUGGUGUUGCGGCGACGAAGGUUCGCGCCGAGGUCUUCCACCCCGGGGAUGCAAGUGGAACUGAUGAGCAAAGGACCGGAAGUCGACGAACACACGCCGUACGUGGCGACCACCGUCACGUCGGCCCUGUGCAACAUU
Molecule: messenger RNA, 780 nt
Organism: Lymnaea stagnalis (great pond snail)
Lineage: Eukaryota; Metazoa; Mollusca; Gastropoda; Lymnaeidae
Source: the annotation of a GenBank genome assembly